This is a messenger RNA of Dimorphilus gyrociliatus, 3166 nucleotides long. Lineage: Eukaryota; Metazoa; Annelida; Polychaeta; Dinophilidae. The record is from the annotation of a GenBank genome assembly.
CAUGGCGGGCGAAAUAUCACAAGAUAUGCAUUUAAAAAUGUCCAAAAAAAUUGCUCAAUUAACAAAAGUUAUUUAUGCAUUAAAUACUAAAAAUGAUGAACAUGAAGCAAUAAUGGCAACGACGAAAGAGCAAUAUGAAGAAGAAGUUCAAAAGAUACUCGAGGAUACAAAAUUGAAAAUUGAAUCGUACAAGGACAUUAUGAAAGAAGACACAAAUCAAAGGAAGUUGAUAGAGAAUCUUGAAAAAAGGAUAUCUCAACAUGAAAAAGAGAAAGUCGAUGCUCAAGAAACGUUUCAAAAAUAUAAGGAAAUUAUGGCCGAGAAAAUAUCGGAGAUGAAAACAUCCCACUCAGAGAAGUUGAUUUCAUUAUCUAAUGAAGUUCUCAAUAUCAAAAAAGACUUUGAAUCUCAAUUGGAAAAGUUAUUAGAAGCAAAAAGAGAAAUAGAAGAGGAAAAGGAAAAAAUGAUUGACGAAUUAAAAAAGUCUUACGAAAUUAAAGCAGAAGAAUUAAAAUUAGGAUUAUCCUCAAAAGAGAAGAAUAAUGAAAUAUAUCAGAAUCAGGUGGAAACUUUAGAGAGCGAGUGUAAGCAGUUAAGACUUGAUAAGGAUAAAUUACGAGAGGAGUUUGAGAAUAGAUUGAGGGAGGAGAGGGCAUCACACGAAAAGGAAUUGGAAUCUUUGAAUACUUCCCAAAACUCCGCUCACGAAGAGCACAUGAAAAGAUUACAAGAAGACUACGAUAAGCUUCUCAAAGUUCAUGAAGAUAUGAACGUUGAUAAUUUGCAAAAAAUCCAAGAACUAUUAACAAAACAAAGCGAAGUGGAGGCGGAAGCCGAUAAUUUUAAAAGGAUGUUAGAAGAGUUACAAAAUUCAAUGAAGGGUAUGAACUCAACAACAGCAUCCUUAUCUCAACAACUCUCAACUACUCAGGAAGAACUCUCAAAUAGUAUUUCUAUCAAUAAGCAACUCGAAGGUGAAAUAAAAGCGAUCAAUGAUCGAUGCGAAAAGCAAUCGACUGAACUCAUCGAUAAGUCCUCUACAAUUGGUAAACUGGAAGCUGUAAAGAUUCAAGUGGAUUCCCAAUUAAAAGAAAGUCUCGGCGAAUUGAAUAAGGUAAAAGAUAAACUCAAAUGGCUAGAAGAUGAGAGAAAAUCGAUGGAAGAAAAAGGACAAUCCCAAAUGACAGAGCAAUCUAAACAAUUAAAAUCAUUAGAAAAAAGUUUAGAGAGUUUAUCAGCCGAAAAGCAAGAACUUCAGCAAAAAUAUGAUAGAGAUAUGGAAUCACUGAAACAGUCUUCCGAUGAAAGAGAGAAAACAUCCGAUAAAAAAUGGAAAACGAAGCUGGAAGAAAUGGAAGCAAAGUUCACAAAAGAGAUUGAAGAACACAGGCGCUUGGCGGAAGAAAGUUAUGCAAAGCUAAAAAAUGAUCUUGAAGGUCAAUUGGGGAAUGAAAAAGAGAAUUUAAUGGAUUGCAAUAAGCGUAUAGAAGAACUAUCGAAAGAAAAAGAGGAUUAUCAGAAUACACUUCAAAAUGCUCGACUAGAGAUCGAAGGAUUACAAAAGAGUUUACAAGAGAGGGAUGCUAAUUUAGGUGGUGCAACGAGUGAUUUAGAGGGUUUAAAGAACAAAUGCAAGAGUUUAGAAGAAGAAUUAGAAGAAAGUCAUGAUCAAUUACGCAAUUUAAAGACCCAAUUUAAUAGUAUUAAAAAUGAGUUAGAAAACUCUAAAAAAACUAAUGAAAAGCUUAUAAAAGAUAAUGAAGAGAGAUUAAGGAAAGAAUUAGAUAAGCUAUCUAAGGACUUAGAUGAAAAAUGGAUGCUUAGGUUAAGAACUGAAACUGAAAAAGUAUUAACAGAACAAGAAAAGAAGUCCUCAGAAGAUAAAAAAUCUGCAAUAGAUGAAUUGCUAAAAUUACACGGUGAAGAAUUGUCUUCAGAGAGGUCAUCGUGGGAUGAACGAGUUCAGAAUCUUUUAAAAGAAAUAGCAUCAUUAAAGUCAGCAUUAGAUUCUAAAUCAAUAGAAAAUCAAGAGAUAAUUAACAGGAUUAAGAGAGAAGCUGAAGAAGAGAAUAAUAUAUUGAGAAAGGACAUGUUAGCAGCUGCUAAUGAAUUUAAGGAUAACAUAGAUGAAUUAGAUAAAAAACAUGCAAGUGAGAUUUUAGUGUUAGAGCAGAGGAAUGACGAAAAGUUAAAAGAAUUUGAAAUUAAUUUAAAAAAGAAACAUGUAGAUGACAUGAAAGCUCAGUUGACAGCUCAUAAUAGUACGGUCGAGAUGAUUAAAGAGAAUUGCGAGAAAGACAAACAAAAAUCACUAGAAGACUUACGUAAAAAGAAUCUAGAAAAAAUAGCAAUCAUCAGAUCUGAUUUAGAACAGGCUCAUGCCCUAGAUAUGGAACAACGCGAAAGACAGCAUGAUCAACAAAUGGCUGCAGCUAGGUUAGAAUUAGACAGAAGUCUUGAAGUUAUCCAACAAAAGGAUUCUGAAUACGCUAUCAAGUUGUCAGAGUUAGAAUCAGAUGCCAAUUCAAAACUUACUUUAAUUAAUGAAUUAGAGAAGGAAGUUAGUAUAUUACAAACUGGUGUACAAGAAAUGUCAAAAGAAUUAGAAGCCAAAGGACAAGAGGUGCUAAGGGUUCGCAGUGAAAUGAUAAAAUCUUCAAAGGCUAAAGAAGAUAAAUUGAAGAAUGAAUAUGAGCUAUCUAUUCUAAAUUUGAAAAAUGAUCAUCAUAAAGAAAUUGAUGGAAUGUUAGAAGACUUUAAUAAAGCUCAAGAAUUAUUAAAAGAUAAAAUCAAUACAUUAACUAUACUACUAGAAGAAGCUGAGGAAAAAUAUGAAAAUCGCGAGUCCAGAGAAGAAGACUUAUUAGAAAUUAAAAGAUUGCAACAAUCAGUUGUCGAUAGAGAAGAUGCUAUUAAGAAACUUAUCGAUGAUAAAAAAUACUAUCAACUUGAACUAGUAAAUCGUGAAACGAACUUUAAUAAAGUGUUCAGUUCUUCCCCGAACGUUGGCGUUAUCAAUCCUCUUGUUAAGCAAAAGAACAGUGGCAAAAGUGAUAGCUCCAGAAAACAAUCCAAAUUAGAUCCACUUCCUAACUCGAGCAUUAUUCAUUCAGAUAAUUUAAAUGGAAAAGUUCCUCUUCCAAAUCCGAAGAAAUUCGUAAAAUAA